AUGGCCGCCAAGUCGAUCCUCGAAGCAGACGGUAAAGCCAUUCUCAACUACCAUCUCACUCGAGCUCCCGUCAUUAAGCCCUCCCCGUUACCUGCUGCCGCAACCCACAACCCGCCCUCAAGACUUGCAUCUCUCUACUUCCCAGAGGAUGCCGAUGUCCGCGGAAUCCUCGACCAAGCUGAAACCACGUACCCAUGGCUACUGCUAAAAGACGCAAAAUUUGUUGCCAAGCCAGAUCAAUUAAUCAAGCGUCGGGGCAAGAGUGGUCUUCUAGCCCUCAACAAGACAUGGUCCGAGGCAAAGGAAUGGAUCGCCGCUCGCGCAGGAAAGGAGCAGCAAGUUGAAACAGUGAAGGGUUAUUUGAGGCAAUUCCUCGUCGAGCCUUUCGUUCCCCAUCCGGAGGGCACCGAAUACUAUAUCAACAUCAACUCGGUGCGAGACGGAGACUGGAUUCUAUUCACACAUGAAGGUGGUGUCGACGUUGGCGAUGUCGAUGCAAAAGCCGAAAAGCUUCUCAUUCCCGUCGACCUCUCAGAAUACCCAUCAAACGAUGAGAUUGCAUCCGUGUUGCUGAAGAAAGUCCCCAAAGGUGUCCACAACGUUCUCAUCGACUUUAUCACAAGACUGUACGCCGUCUACGUCGACUGCCAAUUCACAUACCUUGAAAUCAACCCUCUCGUCGUCAUUCCCAACGCUGAAGGCACAUCCGCCGAAGUCCACUUCCUCGAUCUGGCCGCCAAGCUCGAUCAGACCGCUGAAUUUGAGUGUGGUGUCAAAUGGGCUGUUGCUCGAGGCCCAGUAGCUCUGGGCCAACCGGUGAUCAAGGUGGACAAAGUCAGCAUAGAUGCGGGCCCACCAAUGGAAUUUCCAGCACCUUUCGGACGUGAAAUGAGCAAAGAAGAAUCGUACAUUGCUGAGCUAGAUGCUAAGACUGGUGCCUCGCUCAAGCUUACGGUGCUGAAUUCGAAGGGUCGCAUUUGGACUUUGGUCGCUGGAGGUGGUGCCUCUGUCGUCUACGCUGAUGCCAUUGCUUCCGCCGGCUAUUCGGACGAGCUUGCCAACUACGGAGAAUACUCUGGUGCUCCAACAGAAACCCAGACAUUUUACUACGCUCGCACUGUUUUGGAUCUCAUGCUUCGUGCUCCAAUCAGCCCUGAGGGUAAAAUUUUGUUUAUUGGCGGCGGUAUUGCCAACUUUACAAACGUCGCGUCUACGUUCAAGGGUGUCAUUCGAGCCCUCCGAGAGUACGCCCCAACUCUCGUCGAGCAUAAAGUUCAGAUCUGGGUCCGGCGCGCAGGUCCCAAUUUCCAAGAAGGCCUCAAGAAUAUCAAGGCCGUCGGUGAGGAGCUCAAAUUGAAUAUGCAUGUUUACGGGCCAGAUAUGCAUGUCAGCGGAAUCGUGCCCUUGGCACUGACUGGCAAGGAAACUCACGUCAAGGAGUUUGUUCACUAA
Letharia columbiana is the source of this 1452-nucleotide messenger RNA. RefSeq lists its product as uncharacterized. Gene Ontology annotation, cellular component: succinate-CoA ligase complex. The transcript has 3 exons. Lineage: Eukaryota; Fungi; Ascomycota; Lecanoromycetes; Lecanorales; Parmeliaceae. The coding region runs from base 1 to 1452 and encodes 483 amino acids. Gene Ontology annotation, biological process: succinyl-CoA metabolic process; tricarboxylic acid cycle. Gene Ontology annotation, molecular function: succinate-CoA ligase (ADP-forming) activity. The record is from RefSeq and is a predicted model, not a curated record.